This is a messenger RNA of Aspergillus terreus NIH2624, 1566 nucleotides long. RefSeq names its product putative choline transport protein. Gene Ontology annotation, molecular function: transmembrane transporter activity. Gene Ontology annotation, biological process: transmembrane transport. The transcript is spliced from 3 exons. The coding region runs from base 1 to 1566 and encodes 521 amino acids. NCBI's taxonomy places the organism in Eukaryota, Fungi, Ascomycota, Eurotiomycetes, Eurotiales, Aspergillaceae. The record is from RefSeq and is a predicted model, not a curated record. Gene Ontology annotation, cellular component: membrane.
AUGGAUGCAGCUCGUUUGGAGGCCGCGUUAGGCCACAAGCAAGAACUUGUUCGGAAUUUUGAUCUAGUCAGCUUGACCAGUUUGGGCAUUGUCAUCGCAAAUUCGUGGGCUUCUACCGGCGGCACGAUUGUCACGGCUCUGGAGAAUGGCGGUCCCAUGGCCGUCCUGUAUGGACUCAUCCUCGUUAGUGUGUUCUAUACUCUGAUCUCCGCAUCGCUCUCGGAGCUCGCCUCCUCCAUCCCAUCGGCCGGCGGGGUGUAUCACUGGGCAUCUGUACUGAGCAGGAAACAUGGGCGGGUGGUCGGGUUCUUCACCGGCUAUCUCAACGCCUGUGCCUGGCUCCUCUCCGGAUGCUCCGUCGGCUCCAUGCUAGGCAAUGAAGUCGUUGCGAUGUACAUUUUGCGAAACCCCGACACAAAAUGGCACCCCUGGCAGGUUUUUGUUGCGCUCCAGUUGCUCAUCUGGACUUGCUGUGCGAUCGUUUGCUUUGGCAACCGUUUCAUUCCUUUGAUCAACCGCGUCGCACUCAUCCUCUCCAUGGGAGGGUUAAUCGUGACCAUUGCGGUCCUCGCUAUUAUGCCGAAAAAGCACGCAACAAAUGCAAGUGUCUGGAGCACAUAUAGCAACAGGACCGGCGGCUGGCCCGAUGGGGUCUGUUUCUUGACGGGCCUCUUGAACGCUGCAUUUGCAGUAGGAGUGCCCGAUUGCAUCAGCCAUGUCUCCGAAGAAGUACCAAGGCCCGAAUUGAGGGUCCCGCAAGGCAUCAUGCUUCAAUUGCUCACAGGGUUCACCACCGCAUUCGUGUACCUCGUCGCCUUAUUCUACUCCAUCCAAGACCUAGACGCCGUAUUCCACAGCAACAUCGGCUUCUUCCCCACGGCCGAGAUUUACCGACAAGCGACAGGCUCUAACACAGGCGCUGUCGGGCUCGUGGCAGUCUUAUUUCUAUCCACCUUCCCUACCCUAAUCGGGACCUUCGUCACCGGCGGCCGCAUGUGGUGGAGUCUGGCCCGCGACAACGCGACGCCCUUCUCCUCAUUUUUCGCCAAUGUGCAUCCAACACACAACGUGCCCCUGCGCGCGACUGUCGCUAUGGGAGCGAUGGUCAGCGGUCUCGGGUGUAUAUACAUUGGCAGCACCACCGCGUUCCAAGCCCUAGUCUCGUCGUACAUCGUGCUCAGCACGCUAUCCUAUUUAGGCGCCAUAGUACCGCAUCUGCUGACCAGACGGAAGAAUAUCGUGCCUGGUCCGUUCUAUCUAGGCAGGCGUGUGGGGUUUGCGGUUAAUAUUGCCACCGUGGCGUACAUCCUGGUCACGGUUGUGUUCUUCUGCUUCCCACUUGUUCUGCCCGUGACGGCCCACAAUAUGAACUAUACCAGCGUGAUCACCGCUGGUUUGAUGGCCUUGACGGCGCUGUGGUGGGUUUUCCGAGGGAGACGGGACUAUCGGGGCCCGCAGUAUAACAUCGAAGCGGCGCAGCAGCUUGCAGCUUCUGAUACUGAAAAGGCGGGCUGUGGUUUUGAGCCGGAAGGGUGCAGGGAUUGUAGUGAGAAUCCUGGUUCCUAG